AUGUCUUUCCCGCAGACGAUUCAAGCGAUCGCCAUCGACAAGAAUGGUGAGAUCGACGUGCUAGAGAAGAAGACGGUGCCGUUCCCUGAGCUUGUGCCGGGGAAUGUCCUCGUGAAGGUGCACUAUGGAGGUGUCAAUUUCAUCGACACUUAUUUUCGUAAGGGCCUGUAUCCGGCGCCCAAGUUCCCACUAGUAUUGGGUAUGGAGGCAUCUGGCACCGUAGCUGCGUUGCCCUCAGACGAGAAAGUACUAAAUGACGAGCAAUAUAAAAAACGCGGGUUCAAAGUUGGCGACAAAGUCGCAGUGCUACAAAUUAACUCGCAUGCCGAAUACGUCUCGGUCCCUUGGUUUAAAGUAUACCCAGUUCCGGAUUCGGUGUCGUUUUUGACAGCAGGUGCUGCCCUCCUGCAAGGCUUGACCGCUUUGACGUUCGCGACGGAGGCAUAUAACAUUAAGAAGGGCGACUAUGUCUUCGUGCACACCGUAGCCGGAGGGCUUGGCCUUAUCUUCACACAGAUCGCCAAGGACCGCGGCGCGAUUGUUAUCGGGACAACGUCCACCCCGGAGAAGGCUGGGGUUGCCAAGCAGUACGGCGCGGACCACGUUAUUCUGUACCCAGUGGAGAACGUAGUCGAGCGAACGCUGCAGAUCACCAAUGGCGAGGGUGUGCACGUUGUCUACGAUGGUGUCGGCAAGGACACGUUCGAGGAUGACUUCAAAUUGUUGAGACGCAAAGGAACCUUGGUGGCCGUAGGCAACGCGUCUGGUGCCGUCCCGCCAUUCCCGCCUCUCAAGCUUGUGGAGAAGAACCUCUCCAUACUCCGGCCAUCCGUCGUCAACUAUGUGGUGACGCCUGAAGAGACCCUGCACUAUGGCACUGAGCUCUUCAAGCUGAUCACCAGCGGCGCGGUGAAGAUCAAGGUGUUCAAGGAGUACUCGUUCUCCACCGAAGGCGCACGCGAGGCGCACUCCGAUCUCGCGACAAAGAGCGGGAAGACGGUCGGAAAGCUAGUGAUCAAGAUUGCAGAGUAA
Molecule: messenger RNA, 1032 nt
Organism: Postia placenta MAD-698-R-SB12
Lineage: Eukaryota; Fungi; Basidiomycota; Agaricomycetes; Polyporales; Adustoporiaceae
Exons: 7
Coding region: 1-1032 (343 amino acids)
Biological process (GO): cellular response to oxidative stress
Cellular component (GO): cytoplasm
Molecular function (GO): quinone reductase (NADPH) activity
Source: RefSeq, a predicted model, not a curated record